AUGAGAGUAGGGAGGAGGGUGAUUAGAGUAGGGAGAAGGGUGAUGAGAGUAGGGAGAAGGGUGAUGAGAGAAGGAGCGGAGAAGGGUGAUGAGAGUAGGGAGAUGGGUGAUGAGAUUAGGGAGAAGGGAUAUGAGAGUAGGGAGAAGGGUGAUGAGAGUAGGGAGAAGUGUUAUGAGAGAAGGAAGGAGAAGGGUGAUGAGAGUAGGGAGAAGGGUGAUGAGAGUAGGGAGAAGGGUGAUGAGAGUAGGGAGAACGGUGAUGAGAGUAGGGAGAAGGGUGAUGAGAGUAGGGAGAAGGGUGAUGCGAGUAAGGAGAAGGGCGAUGAGAGUAGGGAGAAGGGUGAUGAGAGUAGGGAGAAGGGUGAUGAGAGUAGUGAGAAGGGUGAUGCGAGUAAGGAGAAGGGUGAUGAGAGUAGGGAGAAGGGUGAUGAGAGUAGGGAGAAGGGUGAUGAGAGUAGGGAGAAGGGAGAAGGGAGAAUGGAGAUGAGAGUAGGGAGAAGGGAGAAGGGAGAUGAGAGUAGGGAGAAGGGUGAUGAGUUUGGGAAGAAGGGUGAUGAGAUUAGGGAGAAGGGUGACGAGAGUAGGGAGAAGGGUGAUGAGAGUAGGGAGAAGGGUUAUGAGAGGAGGGAGAAGGGUGAUGAGAGUAGGGAGAAGGGUGAUGAGAGUAAGGAGAAGGGUGCUUUUCCCUACGCCUAUUGA
Closterium sp. Yama58-4 is the source of this 699-nucleotide messenger RNA. The record is from the annotation of a GenBank genome assembly. Lineage: Eukaryota; Viridiplantae; Streptophyta; Zygnematophyceae; Desmidiales; Closteriaceae.